GCCGUACAGUGAUCACGAUUAGUGAUUAAUGGAUUCUCCAAGAAUUGGCCGAUCAGCUUCACUAUAUUGAAACUACGGUAUGUCUCAGCUAAAGUCAAGGGCGACAAUAUUCGCUUGGUCCGUGUUGCACAAGAGCGACGACACGUUUGUCACUGUGGUACUUAACGAGGCACUCUUACAUUCAUCCCGCAUGAUCUACUAGUUCCGUAUGUCACGACGUCCAUCAGCGGCUAUCAAACAUGCGGGGAACAUGACGUGGCUUCGUCCUCACAACGAAUAAAUAGCGCUCCUUUGCCCUCCAUCUUCUCUUCGUUGACCCAUAAUAGCUCGUGCAAAUCAUGGUCCUCCCCUCCUGGUUCAGCAAGCCGGUCCCCAGAGACGAUGGUGCUGUCUUUCCGGCAAUACCUUUGUACCUCUCUCCAUACUAUGAUCCGGCGCGACAAUAUCCACGGAACGGUCGCGUGGCGCAUACUCCUUCCCCUCUCCGACAGGCAAUUGGACCAUCGCAGGCUGAGGAGGACUCUGAACAACCAAAACUCGUCAUACGCAUCCCUCCUCUCAGGUCGCAAAUAAAGGAUGAAGUACCGAACACAUGUUCAUUCGCGACCCAGAACAAGCGUCGAAAGUCAGAAAAUCCCAAUGGUACUGACGCGGCACUGGAUGUCACUGCUUGCCGGCUGGUUCGACGGCGACUGGCUGGAAGUUUACCUGAAAGUGAUGAAGAGGACCGGGCCUCUGCUGCAAGCUGGCCUUUACAUACGGACAGCAAAUGCCACUUGUCAGCAUCGCUCCUUACCGAGCUGCUGGACGCCACAGCAAACAUAGCAAGCAUGCCAAAUGGGACGUCUUCCGACGGCUGCCAAAAAGCGCGUGCAGAUGCAAGUUUUGUGCCACACGUAGGUGGUAUUGAACAGUUUUUGGAAGAGGCCACGGCAUGGAAGGCAGAAACGGCAGCCAUCUUGGCUCAUCAGUAACUGAAUGGAUGGUACCAAUAUGGAAUAUUCCAUUGUCCCAAUGACUUCGGCUCUUCGGUCUUGUUCAUGCUAUUGUAGUAGUAGCGCGGUUACCAGGGGGAUGUGUAUGAUAUG
Molecule: messenger RNA, 1088 nt
Organism: Laetiporus sulphureus 93-53
Lineage: Eukaryota; Fungi; Basidiomycota; Agaricomycetes; Polyporales; Laetiporaceae
Exons: 4
Coding region: 339-974 (211 amino acids)
Source: RefSeq, a predicted model, not a curated record